AUGGCGACGCACUCCCACGAGCAUGGGUCUUCGCAUUCGCACGACCACAACCCCACGAAUGGCAACGGCACACCGCACGGCCACUCCCACGAGAUCCUCGACGGGCCGGGCUCGUACAUCCACCGCGAAAUGCCCAUCGUCGAAGGCCGCGACUUCACCGACCGGGCAUUCACCAUCGGCAUCGGCGGCCCCGUCGGCUCAGGCAAGACAGCGUUGAUGCUGGAACUCUGUCUGGCCCUCCGGAACGAAUACAACAUCGCCGCAGUGACCAACGACAUCUUCACCCGCGAAGACGCCGAGUUCCUCACGAAACAUGGCGCCCUGGCGCCCGAGCGGAUCGUGGCAAUCGAGACCGGCGGGUGUCCGCACGCUGCAGUGCGCGAAGACAUCUCGGCGAACCUGUUGGCCUUGCAGGGUCUGCAUGCUAAAUUCCAGACGGAUCUGCUGCUGAUCGAGUCGGGCGGCGACAAUCUCGCCGCUAACUAUAGUCGCGAAUUGGCAGAUUUUAUUAUUUACGUUAUCGACGUUGCUGGGGGUGACAAGGUCCCGCGCAAGGGUGGGCCGGGCAUCACGGGCAGCGACUUGCUGGUCAUCAAUAAAUGCGAUCUGGCGGCUGCGGUCGGGGCUGAUGUUGACCUUAUGGAGACGGAAGCGAAGAGGAUGAGGGAGGGUGGUCCGGUCGUGCGGGCGGUCAUCAAGAACGGCGUCGGGGUCAAAGAGACGGUUGAUUUGAUUCUGUCCGCGUGGAAGAGUACCUCCGGCUACAGUGUGAGUCGGAAACGGUGGGCCGCUGGUGCGCCGAGGGGGAGUGGUGAGCAGCCUAAGGUGGUUCGAGAUACGAGGUUUCCACGACAGUAG
This is a messenger RNA of Capronia coronata CBS 617.96, 858 nucleotides long. RefSeq names its product urease accessory protein. The coding region runs from base 1 to 858 and encodes 285 amino acids. Gene Ontology annotation, molecular function: nickel cation binding; GTPase activity. The record is from RefSeq and is a predicted model, not a curated record. The transcript has a single exon. Lineage: Eukaryota; Fungi; Ascomycota; Eurotiomycetes; Chaetothyriales; Herpotrichiellaceae.